AUGUCAUUUGGGAUUCAACGGCAACCGAAAAAGAAGAAGAAGAAGGAAGAGAAGAACCCACCACCACCAAUCGCUGUCGCCCCGUGGCCACCUCAGAUUCAAUCGCCGUCGCCGUCACCACCUCUGCCGUCGCUCCUCAAGGAAAUGAAUAGUGUGGGUUAUAGUUCUAGUGAUGGGAAUACUAGUAAUAAUAAUGAUGGAGAGAAUGAGGAGAAUGAUAAUGCUCCUUUAUGA
Molecule: messenger RNA, 234 nt
Organism: Prunus armeniaca (apricot)
Lineage: Eukaryota; Viridiplantae; Streptophyta; Magnoliopsida; Rosales; Rosaceae
Source: the annotation of a GenBank genome assembly